AUGGUUGCCGACAAGUGUGGGUUCGACGUGGUGAUCAUUGCAGGCCUACUGGUGGGUGUCUUAAAGUGUCUUCUUUUUGGAUUCCUCAGCACAUCCAUCUGGAUUGUUUCAAUCAAUCGUGUUCUUCAAGGCGUCGUGAGUGCCUGUACACAGACCAUAGCAAUAGCUCGUAUAAGAGAUGUGUACGCCGAGGCAUCGCCAGAGUGCGCCAACGUUAUGGCGAUAGCCAUGUGGAAAAUGGCAUUUAAUUUCUUUGCGGGACUUUUCAUUGGAGAAUUGUACGGAUAUUUGAAGUAUCGAGUGUUCCUCCUGUUUCUACCCAUCUCUUUGCUACUCAUCAUCGGCGUAUUGGUAACAUUCAGAACAGACAAUUUCCAUUCAAAAGACGAAUCGUACGGAGAGCCAGAGGACAAAUGCGAGCAAAUCUCAUCUUCAGCUGUUCGGCGGAGGGUAAUCUGCGACGUGCAGCUCAUGAUCGUGUCCAUUUGCUUCGUCUUUGCAAAUCUUGGCCAGUCUUCCUUGGAACCAUCGGUUGCUGUGUGGAUGAAAUCUACCUUCGGGGCGGGCCCAGACAUGAUGGGAUUCGUUCUUGGAUUGUGUGGAGUGGCAACCAUUACUGGCAGCAUUGCCGCCGCUCAGAUCUUAUCUGUCCUGCUGGAUCGAUCCUGGAUCUUCUGCAUUGCAACUCUCUGUAUGACAGGUCUACUCUUGCUUCUUGUGAACUUCUCCCCCAGCAUCUUAGCAGCCGGUGCUGUACUGUGUACUCACUUCAUCUUUGCCACCGCAGCGCGUUUCACGUUGCUGUCAAUGUGUGCCACCCUUGCAACUAGACGCUAUCCCACAGCCAACGGUCUCGUCUUUUCUAUGCUCAACGUGGGCUGGGCGGCUUCAUUUCUCAUUGGACCCCUCCUUGCCUCCUACCUGUUUGGAUCUACUUGCGUCAUCUGCAUGAUGGGAGCAGCUUGCAUUGUCGUCUCUUCACUGAACGUGUUUCUGCGACAACUUGAAGCGAAGCAAGGACCGAAUCUCAUGGACUGUUUUCCAAAGGACAACAAUGGGUAUAAGGUGCUUGCAAAUAAUGAGAAAGUUCCAUUUACUUAUGAAAUUUCUAAAGAAACUCUUCAGCCAAAGGAUGGAGAGUUAUCAGGUAUACAACAUCCUCACUGA
Messenger RNA from Patiria miniata (bat star), 1167 nucleotides. Its product is annotated as vesicular acetylcholine transporter-like. The coding region runs from base 1 to 1167 and encodes 388 amino acids. Gene Ontology annotation, molecular function: transmembrane transporter activity. The record is from RefSeq and is a predicted model, not a curated record. The transcript has a single exon. Gene Ontology annotation, biological process: transmembrane transport. Lineage: Eukaryota; Metazoa; Echinodermata; Asteroidea; Valvatida; Asterinidae.